Molecule: messenger RNA, 822 nt
Organism: Microsporum canis CBS 113480
Lineage: Eukaryota; Fungi; Ascomycota; Eurotiomycetes; Onygenales; Arthrodermataceae
Exons: 3
Coding region: 1-822 (273 amino acids)
Source: RefSeq, a predicted model, not a curated record
AUGAAGUCGAUUAAAGUCACUUUCGUUCUCCUCUCCCUUGUGAUAUUACUAUCACUCGUUUCGGCAUACUCCCCUCCACAGAACACCGGAAUUGCCAUAAGAGCAGACUCGUCAUCCGGAGAUUCAAGCCAAACAGGCAAGCCGACUCAGACGAGUCAGAGUAACAGCGAGAGUUCAGGGUCAGGCAGCGGAAGCAGCGAAAACACUAGUGAUAAGCCUACCCCAACUGAGAAAGAUGGAAGCUCCAAGACAAAUGACAAAGGAACGAAGACGACCAAAAAGCCCACGAGCACCUUUGUCGACCCCCGAAAACCACCUGGUGGUAUUGUUAUGGUCACACCUGGCGUCUUUGACCCAUCUACUUACGUCAAGAUCGGAGACAAGGCUACCUUUGCGUGGAAUUACACUUCUCUCGUCAUAACGCCAUCUGCCGUCGAUGUCGUUGCGUACUGCCAGCAAAACGAUCAUUACUACACCAUUACUUCCAACAAGACGGUGGAGGAAACUGGAAGGGUUGUCUGGGAUACCGAACCGUAUAAGACUGCUGGUGUCCGUCUUCUAGUCGAACAUUAUACUCUGAUUGUACACGAUGUCAAGCGCGGUCCCACUGACCCUGCACCAGCCGGUGAGCUGGGAAACUCCAGACCUUUUAUCUUCGGAGUCUACUCCCCCCACAGCGACCCUAAUCUCAGAAAACGAGCCAUGGGCAGCGCAGCCAUCUCCGCCACUGAGCAUCAAGCUCUCUGGUUCAUGUUUGGCAUGGUUGGAAUCACCAUUGCCUCAUUCACCUGGUUUGCCAGCGGACUAGGCCUAUUUGCUUAA